This is a messenger RNA of Lathyrus sativus (Indian pea), 753 nucleotides long. Lineage: Eukaryota; Viridiplantae; Streptophyta; Magnoliopsida; Fabales; Fabaceae. The record is from the annotation of a GenBank genome assembly.
AUGGGAAGAGGAAGAGUUGAGUUGAAGAGGAUAGAGAACAAGAUAAACAGACAAGUUACAUUUGCAAAGAGGAGAAAUGGUCUUCUUAAAAAAGCUUAUGAACUUUCUGUUCUUUGUGAUGCUGAGGUUGCUCUUAUCAUCUUCUCUACUCGUGGAAAACUCUAUGAGUUUUGCAGCACUUCUAACAUGCUCAAAACUCUUGAUAGGUACCAGAAAUGCAGUUAUGGAGCUGUAGAAGUUAGCAAACCUGCGAAAGAACUCGAGCAGAGUAGCUACCGCGAAUACUUGAAGCUGAAGCAACGAUUUGAGAAUCUUCAAAGAACACAGAGAAAUCUUUUAGGGGAAGAUUUAGGUCCAUUGAGUUCUAAAGAUCUUGAGCAGCUUGAAAGGCAAUUGGACUCAUCUCUGAAGCAUGUUAGGUCAACAAAGACACAAUUCAUGCUGGAUCAAUUAGCUGAUCUUCAAAAUAAGGAACAUAUGUUGGUAGAAGCAAACAGAUCCUUGUCAAUGAAGUUGGACGAAAUAAACUCCAGAAAUCAGUACAGGCAAUCAUGGGAAGCAGGCGAUCAAAGCAUGCAAUACGGCGACCAACAGAACGCUCACUCUCAGAGUUUCUUCCAGCAACUGGAUUGCAAUCCAACCUUACAAAUCGGUUCUGAUUAUAGGUACAACAAUGUAGCAUCAGAUCAGAUAGCUUCAACAAGUCAAGCUCAACAACAAGUGAACGGAUUUGUUCCUGGAUGGAUGCUUUGA